AAUGUUUUCCUUCCUUAGGGCAAGGGCCUCAAGCAGUACAGUCUGUAUUCAACUCACUAUGUAACGGAGGUCACCCCUGAACUCCUGAUCCUCUAUCUCUGCCUGCCAAGCUCUGGGUUAUAGUAUCAUACACUAGGAUGAUUCACUUUUGGAAUAUCCAUUCAUGAUGACACUAAAUCAAUUCUAUGUGAGGAAACAAAACCCAAAUAUUCUCCAACAGGAAACAGUAAGGAAACCUGGUGGUAAACAGCACAGGUUUUGCUGUCAGAGGAGUCCUGCUUCUUGAAUUCAAGCCACUGUUGGUUUGCUGUGCAGCCCUCAGCAAUCUACUAAUUCUCUAAGCCAUUCACUUCUUUGUCUACCUGUGUCAAUUCUUCUCCCCUUUAGAAAACCAUUGUAGGGAUGAAAUGAGGGGACCAUGUAAGAUUUCUUUCAACAUACACCACAUUCUGUUUGAUGGAAUGUUAAAUAUUUUUUGUUCUAUUCUAUAAGUGCCAAAAAUUGUGCCAAUGUCCAGGGAUCAAAAAAGAUAACCACGACACAGGAAGCAUAUUGUGGUUUAAAAAGUACUUUAUUUUCCAAUUACACAAAUCUGCAUUUCUGUUACUAUAAAUAAAUCUGCAGUACUGGAUACAAUGAAGUGUCUAAUAAUCAGGACUGGAUUCGGAGGAUAAAUAACAGUCAAGUUUAACUGUUCUCUAGUAGGCUACACAUUAGAUGAUCAUAAAUGAAAGAUCUAAGGAGAAGUGAUGGCAAUACCACAUAACAGAGAACUCUUGAGCAGGACAAACCCUAAGCGCUCAUAUGAAUUCAAGAAUUGAGUCUGGGUCCCAACUCUGAGAGGUAACAGGUAACUUAUCUCGACCCCAGGUCAUAAUAACAUAGACAUGUGUCUGUUUUACACAUCUCCUAGGAUAGAUGUGAUCCAAUGAAAUCACAGGACAAUGUUAUCUUCAGUUAAGAAAACAUGAGACACACAAUGACUUCUGGCACCAAUUAGGUGACAAGGCCAAUGGCAGGGAAAGCGACUAGGAAGUAAACAGCAUCUGAGUCGGUUGAGUGUUUAGGAUUUUCACAUUGAAAGUAGCGGCGGGUUCGAGCUAUGCAGGCGUUGUUGAGGGACUGUAUUGCAAAGCUGAGCCUCCAGGGCCUGGAACCAGCGAGGUAGGAGCAGCUUCUUACCAUCUCAACCUAGACACUCAGUCCCCUCAAGUGAGGAGCCAGCAGGGCAACAGCAGCUGUCUGCCAUCAGCCCAGACGCCUAGUCCCUUCAAGUACAGACCCAUCAGAGGAACAGUGGCUAGCUGCCAUCAAUCCCAUCCCUCAGUCCCAUCCUUCAGGUGAGGCGCCGCGGGCCAGCAGGAUUCGUUCUCAAGGGUCCCCAAUGCCUUCCCUCAGACCGGGACACUGCUGCACUCAUGCCGCUUUGAACCUCCGCAGAAGCCAGUGGCGCACGGCCUGUUACUUACAGGCCGCUCGCGGACGCACACCUAAAGGGAGUUCGCCAAGGCUCUGGGCACCCCAGCUCUUCACGCUCUAGGAACUGGACUUUCGCUUCAGGUAAUAGCACCAACACCUGAAUUCCCUCAGGUAAGAAACAGAAGGAUACCCGUCAGACAGGCAGGCAAGGAGGCCGAGCUUGGGGCGGGGCGCCCGCAGGACACGCCCCCAGCAACGGGCUCUGGCCGUGGUCCACCCCUUCCGGCCUGCUUUUUUUGGUCGCCACCACAGCCUGCUGCGCGGCCCCUGCUUUUCCUAGGCAGCUGAUCCGCUUCCGGCCUCGCGGCGCGCAGGCGCAGUUGCCGAGUGUUUCGACAGCUCCGGCCAGGAAGGAGCUUCGGGCGCGAGAGUGGGCAGCGCGCCGCCUAGUGAGUGCUGUCAUUAUGGCGAACCUGGGAAGCGAGGCCGAGAGGGAGCCCCUCCUGGGCACUGGCUCGCCCGGAAGCAGAGAAUGGGGCAUGAUAGAAACCCAAGAGCAUUACAAGAGUAGAUGGAAGUCUGUGAGGAUUCUCUACCUUACUAUGUUCCUCAGCAGUGUGGGUUUUUCUAUUGUGAUAAUGUCCAUCUGGCCAUAUCUUCAAAAGAUUGAUCAGACAGCUGAUGCAAGUUUUUUGGGCUGGGUUAUUGCUUCAUAUAGUCUUGGCCAAAUGGUAGCUUCACCUCUAUUUGGCUUAUGGUCUAAUUAUAGGCCAAGAAAAGAACCUCUUAUCGUCUCCAUCUUUAUUUCGGUGGCAGCCAAUUGCUUGUACGCAUAUGUCCAUGUGCCAGCUGCUCAUAAUAAAUACUACAUGUUGAUUGCUCGUGGAUUGGUCGGAUUCGGAGCAGGAAAUGUAGCUGUUGUCCGAUCAUACAUUGCCGGUGCUACUUCCCUUCAGGAAAGAACGGGUGCCAUGGCUAAUACGAGCACAUGCCAAGCCCUGGGCUUUAUUCUGGGUCCAGUUUUUCAGACUUGCUUUGCACUCAUUGGAGAAAAGGGUGUGGCAUGGGACAUCAUCAAGCUUCAGAUCAACAUGUACACAGCUCCAGUUUUACUUGCAUCCUUCCUGGGAAUUCUAAACAUUAUUCUGAUUCUUUUUAUAUUAAGAGAGCAUCGUGUGGAUGACUUGGGACGUCAGUGUAAGAGUGUCAAUGUUCCAGAAGAAAAUGCAGAUGAACUUCAGAUUCCUGAAGGAAGUAUUGAUCAAGUUGCUGUUGUGGCCACCAAUAUUGUGUUUUUUGUGGUUUUGUUUAUCUUUGCUGUUUAUGAAACAAUCCUCACUCCAUUAACGAUGGACAUGUACGCCUGGACCCAGGAGCAGGCUGUGCUCUAUAAUGGAAUAAUCCUUGUUGCUUUUGGAGUUGAGGCAGUUCUUGUUUUCAUGGGUGUUAAAUUACUUUCCAAAAAGAUUGGCGAGCGUGCUAUUCUCCUGGGAGGAUUCGUGGUUGUAUGGGUCGGCUUCUUUAUCUUGUUACCCUGGGGAAAUCAGUUUCCCAAAAUACAGUGGGAAGAUUUACAUAACAGCUCAACCCCUAAUACUACAUUUGGGGAAAUUAUUAUUGAUCUUUGGAAUUCUCCAAGAGAAGAUCACAGUGAACAGCCAACUGGAUGCCCAAUUGAACAGGCCUGGUGCCUAUACACCCCAGUGAUUCAUCUGGCCCAGUUCCUGACAGCUGCUGUGCUAGUUGGAAUAGGCUAUCCAGCCUGCAGUGUCAUGUCCUAUACAUUAUACUCAAAAGUUCUAGGACCCAAACCUCAGGGUAUAUACAUGGGCUGGUUAACCACUUCUGGAAGUGCAGCACGGAUUCUUGGGCCUGUGUUCAUCAGCCAUGUGUACACUUACUUGGGCCCACGAUGGGCAGUCAGCCUUGUGUGUGGAAUAGUAGCGUUCACCAUCUUGCUAAUAGGAGCUGUUUACAAAAGACUCGUUGCCUUUUCUGUCAGAUAUGGGAGGAUCCAGGAGUAAGUUAGCAGUCUAUGCUGGGUACUUGCUGCCUACUGUCUUCAACUGAACAUUGAAUAAUUUGACUUUGAAUAGUAGGAUGUGUAAAAACAUUCUCGGUCAUAAUCUCCUUAUCAAAGGUAAACUGUUUUCAUAUCAUACCUUACUGGAGUCCCAUGAACGAGUCCCAUGAACUCAACAGUGAAUGGAUAAUGGUCUGUAGGUAUGAAACUACACUCAAUAUUAACUGUACAAAGUUCUAUAUUAAUUAACCAGACACAACAUUUAGUUUAAAAAAAUGUUUCAUUUUUUUAAACAAAAAUAUUUUUUCAUGAAAGUUUUUUAAGAUAAAAAUGCAUUAUUAUUAAGCUUCCGAAUGAAAUAAAAUGAGCCUUAAAUUGUUACAGCCUGCUCACAACCAGAUUAGGCUUUAGGUUUUCUUUCCUGCCCAGGGUGAAUCUAGUUUAUUACCUCCCCCUCAAAACUUGUAAUUCACACAUUGACCUUUGUCUAUUUUUUUUUUUUUUUUUCGGAGCUGGGGACCGAACCCAGGGCCUUGCGCUUGCUAGGCAAGCGCUCUACCACUGAGCUAAAUCCCCAACCCCAACCUUUGUCUAUUUUUAUUUUGAUAAUUAACCUGAGCAAGCAUGAUGCUAAUGUUUGAGGAGUAAAAAGGUGAACGAGACAAGGUGGUUUUUACUCCCUUCAGAAGGUCUACCUUCUGAAGUGCUAGUUUCAUAUUAAUAAUCAUAUUUAAAAAACACUAACUUAUGUUUCUAAUAGCAAGUGGAUUCUUAAAAUUACUAUUUUUCAAGUUCUUUAAACUCUAGUGCAAACUCUGACCUUUGAAUGCCCCUUGUCAGUAAUGACAGAGAAGAAUAGCAGUUUGCAACCUACCUGUAGACCCAGUCACAGCAGCAGAGCUGAAGUUGGACCAUGAUUGCUCUCGGGCAGUCUCAUCUCAUCAGGUGAGACUUGAAGCAGAAUGGCCAAAGGUGACUACUGAUCAAACUAGUUUCUACCUCUGUGUGAAUGGAACACUGGUAUGUGUACGGGAAUCUGUAAAACAUGCAGAAGUGCUUUCCUGUCUUGUUAUCAUGGUUUCAAAUCUGAGUGUGAACAUAAUAUUCUCCACCUCAUACUCUGGUCUGCUGAAGCUAUUAGCACCACGUGAUGGCAGCAUUUUGCUUCAGUUUGUUUUGUCAUGCCCUGGACGUCCUCUUGUCCUCUUACCUGCUGUUCUGUAUUUCCUUUCCUCUUUUGGGUCACUGCUGACUUUAAAUUCCACCUUUGUGUGGUAUGCCCAGAGAUAAAAGAAUGAUAACCUGAAAGAACAAGAGCACUCCACGUUCCUGUGUAAUACACAGAAGUUCCUCACAGCAAGCUUAGAGCUGAAGAUAAGAGCCUCACAGCAAGCUUAGAGCUGAAGAUAAGAGCCCGACCCAUGAUGUAUAUGAAGGAUACAAGUCACUUGUCUUCAAGGCUAUCUCGUGACUGCUGCACUUCCUCAGAACAAGAAAAUUGGCCUGAACACUAACAGUUGCUUAACUGUGAGGAACCAUUUCCACUUGUGACUCAGAUUUGCAGAAAUAGUUGGGAAAAAAAUUAAGAGUGCACUGAGUGAAGAAGGCUUUAUCUUAGCAUAUAUGUUCUCAGCAAGAACAUGACAGACAUUUCCCAGCCCUAUAAUUUUAAUACUGCAGUUCAGAAGACUACAACCCAGCAAAAUGACUGCACUGUCUUUUUUACCAAGGCACUCGCUUCCUGGGAGAUUAGACUAACAUCACCUCAUCACCAAAGUGAGGGCACUGAGAGGUACAGGGAAAGCAGCUGAGAGGUAAACACUGUUAAUAAUGUACAUUAAAGGAGUAAAAAAAGAGUAAAAGAGGAAGGUGGCUUUAUUUUUGAAAACCUAACAAGGGAUUAUUUCCUUAUUUUGAAUGUACUGUCACUUCAUAAAGCAUCUCUAGCCAUUAUACUUCCCUAUUUAAAACAAGUUCUUUUCUCUUAUGAAAAUAAAAUAAACUUGUGAUUUUUAAUUUAAUGAAGAGAAAUUACUAUUUGGAUCUGGCUACCAUUUAUUGUUGAAGAUUUAUUUGUAACUUUAUUGCAUUGUGAGUAUUCAUUUCAAAUAAAGCAAGACUGUAAGCA
This is a messenger RNA of Rattus norvegicus (Norway rat), 5570 nucleotides long. The record is from RefSeq and is a predicted model, not a curated record. Lineage: Eukaryota; Metazoa; Chordata; Mammalia; Rodentia; Muridae.